AUGACUAAACACAGCGAUAUCUUUGGUCCCACGUCGCACUCUGUACCGGCAGCCCCGGUGAACGUGUCGGUGACGCAGCUGAGAGCCCACUCGGCCAUGAUAACCUGGAAUAUCGUUCAGGGCGACACGGUGAUCGGAUACGCCAUCUCCCAGCAGAGACAGGACGGCCUGAUGCAGCGCUCCAUCCGGGAGGUCAACACGUCCAGCCGCUGGUGUGUGUUGUGGGAUCUGGAUGAAGACACACACUACAGCGUCCAGGUCCAGUCGGUGGGGCGCGAGGGAGACAGUCAACCCAGCAGAACUGUCCACUUUAGAACUCUGGAGAGGAGCGACCAUUAUCCUGCUGGAAUGCUGGACCACCAUGAACCGGCUAUGGAAGGCCUGGGCAUGACACCUCACCUCCAGACUGGAGAACUGCUCAUUAUAACCACCGUCCUGCUGCUGUGGGCAGCCGUCAUCGCCCUGUUCUGCCGCCAGUAUGACAUCAUCAAAGACAACGACUCCAACUGCACCAAGGAGAAGGCCAAGCGGCCCUCGGUCCGCGCCUCCACCUCCUUCUACAAUGCCUCCUCCCACAGCUCCCCCGUCUACCACAAUGGAGCCGUGCACAGCAGCAAGCUUCACCGAGGCUCCUCUUCCAUCAGCAUCAUCAGAGUUUGA
This is a messenger RNA of Lampris incognitus (smalleye Pacific opah), 660 nucleotides long. RefSeq names its product fibronectin type III domain-containing protein 5-like. The record is from RefSeq and is a predicted model, not a curated record. The transcript has 7 exons. The coding region runs from base 1 to 660 and encodes 219 amino acids. NCBI's taxonomy places the organism in Eukaryota, Metazoa, Chordata, Actinopteri, Lampriformes, Lampridae. Gene Ontology annotation, molecular function: protein binding.